This is a messenger RNA of Effrenium voratum, 802 nucleotides long. NCBI's taxonomy places the organism in Eukaryota, Dinophyceae, Suessiales, Symbiodiniaceae. The record is from the annotation of a GenBank genome assembly.
CCAGGAAUCUUGGCAUGCGAGAGCAGCUCCUCGACGUACCCGCGUCCAAUCAACUGCAUGUUGCAGGAAGAGAAUGACCGCUGACCGGGCUCGACAUCUCACUCAUGGCUUGUUGGUUUUCCCUUGUUCGCAUCCGUUUGUUUUACGGGUCUACUCGCCUAUGUGGGGCUUUUGAAGGAAUCCGGCAUCUGGGUUCGGCGCCUCGUGGUGCCAGGCAUGGAUGGGAUCCGUGAACGUCAGAAGCCGUGUUGAUGCCGAGAACAUCAUGCCGCAGCCCAACAAGGGUGAUGCAACCCCAGCCAGAUGCCGGAGCCCGAGGGCACACGGCCCAGGCCUGACUCCGAGCUGUCCGAGCUGUCCGGGCUCCCCUCGGGAGGCCUUGCGCCCGCGGUCCCCCAGGGCGAGGCCAAAGGUGCCGAUGCCCACGGGUUGGGCGGAUGGCUCGCAGACGCCUCCCGCUCCCGCUCCGCUGCCGGCCCAAGUCUGCCUGGAGGAUUGCCUGGCGGCCUACGAGGAGGGGGCCACCUGCCGCGCGCCGCCCAACUCUCCGGCCUUGGGGUCUCUGACACCGGCGCUCAAAGCGGCGUGGCAAGAGCUGGAGCAGGACAUGGAGGCCCGGGCUGCCGAGCUGCCAAGGCUCAUGCUGGAAGCAGCAGUUGAGAGAGUACCCCAGCUGCUGGAGAAUUCAACCGAGGCCGACUGAGCGGCCACGAAUUCAACGGGGAUCCCGGAAUUGGGGCGGGGCGAGCAAGCCGCGGGGCAUGGUUGAUGUCCGAUUUCUGGAGUCCAGCCUUUUUCGCAU